AGAGGAGGCGUCGAAAGCGAGCAGGGAGGUGUUGGCAGGCGCCUCCUCCUCUUUUUCCUCCUCCUCCUCCUCCUCCUCCUGGCUCAACCUGUCGCCUUGUGCGAGGAGGAGCCUGCCUGAAGCGGCACCAGCAGCAGAUGCUCCUUCCUCCUCUUGCUGACGGCGCCUGGGAGGCAGAGCCCUGCGGGAGGAACUGAGAAAGCAAGGCAGAAAGAAGAGAAAGAAAGAGAGAGAGAGAGAGAGAGAGAGAAGAAAGAAAGACGGGCGCGCCUCGCCUCUUCCCUCCCUUCGGAGAGAGAAAGAGGGGGACUCGCCCCUCCAGCCUCCCAUUGUCUCCCUCCAACAGGUUUGGGGCUGACUUCGAGCCCUUCUCCGCCUUUUGAGGAGCCUGACAAGGAUCCAGGAGGAGAAAGAGGAGGAGGAGGAGGCUGGAGCGGAGGAUGCAGCAGGAUCCCGAGGACUCCUUGGCCGGGCGGAUCUCGAGAGAAUAAGCAGGGCAAGGGAAGGAGCGGGGUCUUCCAGGGGUGCCUUUCCUUUCUCCAACGGACUGGCAUGGACUGAGCCUCGCCUCCGGAGCCAUGGAGGUCUCCUUGAGCGCCCUGUGUCUUCUCGGAUGCCUUGGCUCAGUCUUGGGCUUUGGUGUGGACCCGUCCUUGCAGAUUGAUGUGCUGAGUGAGUUGCCUUUGGGGGAUCCCUUGGCCGGAGCCCUCCAAGUCCAAGGGCUGCAUAAUGGAAGCAAAGCUUUCUUCUUCCAAGGUACUUCAAGAAAUGUAAAAGCAUCUCCAGAGAAAGCAGAACUCUUUUUCCAGAAGCUAAGAAAUAAACAUGAAUUUACAAUUUUGGUGUCACUCAAACAAGCUCGCUUAAACUCAGGUGUUAUUUUUUCCAUCCACCAUUUAGAUCACAGGUACUUGGAACUAGAAAGCAGCGGCCAUAGAAAUGAAAUUAGAUUGCACUAUCGUUCAGGAACUCAUCGCUCACAUACAGAAGUGUUUCCUUACAUUUUGGCAGAUGACAAGUGGCACAGGCUGUCUUUAGCAAUCAGUGCAUCACACUUGAUUUUGCAUGUAGACUGCAAUAAAAUUUAUGAAAGAGUGGUGGAAAAGCCCUAUAUGGAUUUACCUGUUGGCACUGCAUUUUGGUUGGGACAAAGAAAUAGUGCUCACGGCUAUUUUAAGGGCAUAAUGCAAGAUGUUCAAUUACUUGUCAUGCCUCAAGGAUAUAUCUCUCAGUGCCCAGAUCUUAACCGCACAUGCCCAACAUGCAAUGACUUCCAUGGACUUGUGCAGAAAAUUAUGGAGCUGCAGGAUAUUUUAGCCAAAACCUCUGCAAAGCUGUCCCGAGCUGAGCAGAGGAUGACUAGGUUGGAUCAGUGCUAUUGUGAGAGAACCUGCACUAUGAAAGGGGCCACCUACAGAGAAUUUGAGUCCUGGACAGACGGCUGUAAGAACUGCACAUGCAUGAACGGCACGAUCCAAUGUGAAGCACUUGUUUGCCCAAUUUCUGAUUGCCCUCCAAAUUCUGCACCUGCCUAUGUUGAUGGCAAGUGCUGCAAAGAAUGUCAACCAAUAUGUGUGUUUGAAGGGAAGACCUACUUUGAAGGUGAAAGAGAAACCAUACACUCAAACUCAGGGGAUUGUAUUCUGUUUGAAUGCAAGGGCUAUAAAAUGCAGCGUGUGGUGAAAACAGAUUGUCCUGCCUUGAGUUGCCCUGAGUCUCAACAGAUCUCCUUAUCUAACAGUUGCUGCAAAGUGUGUAAAGGGCACAACUUUUGUUCCGAAGGACACAAGUGCUUGGAGAAUUCUUUCUGCAAGAACCUUGAAGAGAAGGCUGUUUGUAGUUGUCGAGAUGGUUUCAGAGCCCUCCGAGAAGACAAUGCAUACUGUGAAGAUGUUGAUGAAUGUGCUGAAGGGAGGCAUUACUGCCGUGAGAACACUAUGUGUGUUAACACACCAGGAUCAUUCAUGUGUAUUUGCAAAACAGGUUACAUCAGGAUUGAUGACUACUCAUGUACAGAGCAUGAUGAAUGCCUCACAAACCAACACAACUGUGAUGAAAAUGCACUAUGUUUCAAUACUGUAGGAGGGCAUAACUGUAUUUGCAAACCAGGAUACACUGGAAAUGGCACUGUAUGCAAAGCCUUCUGCAAAGAUGGUUGUAGAAAUGGUGGGGCCUGCAUUGCUUCCAACGUCUGUGCCUGUCCACAGGGGUUCACUGGUGCUAGCUGUGAAACUGACAUUGAUGAAUGUUCAGAUGGCUUUGUUCAAUGCGACAGCCGGGCCACCUGCAUUAACCUACCUGGAUGGUACCACUGUGAGUGUAGGGACGGCUACCAUGAUAAUGGCAUGUUUUCACCUAGUGGAGAGUCAUGUGAAGACAUUGAUGAAUGUGCAACUGGGAGGCACGGUUGUGCCAACGAUACAAUUUGUUUUAACUUGGAUGGUGGCUAUGACUGCCGGUGUCCUCAUGGGAAGAACUGCACAGGAGACUGUGUUCAUGAAGGCAAAAUCAAGCACAAUGGACAGAUCUGGGUUUUGGAGAAUGAUAGGUGCUCUGUCUGUUCCUGCCAGACUGGAUAUGUAAUGUGUCGACGCAUGGUCUGUGACUGUGAGAAUCCCACUGUUGACUUAUUCUGCUGUCCUGAAUGUGACCCAAGGCUGAGUAGUCAGUGUUUACAUCAAAACGGGGAGAUCUUAUACAACAGUGGAGACACUUGGGUUCAAAACUGUCAACAGUGUCGAUGUUUGGGUGAAGUUGACUGUUGGCCCUUGCCUUGUCCAGAAACAGAGUGUGAGUUCAGUGUGCUCCCUGAGAAUGAGUGCUGCCCUCACUGUGUCACUGACCCUUGUCAAGCAGACACCAUUAGGAAUGAUAUCACCAAGACGUGUCUGGAUGAAACCAAUGUAGUCCGCUUCACUGGAUCAUCCUGGAUUAAGCAUGGCACAGAAUGCACCCUCUGCCAGUGCAAGAAUGGGCAUGUUUGUUGUUCGGUGGAUCCACAGUGCCUUCAGGAACUGUGAAGCUAAUGACAACAUACUGCAGGCAGCUUCUGGUUAGAGGAUUUUUCUUUGCAAAAGACUUGUAGACCAAAAAUUGUACAAAGUCAAAACUGGAGGAAGAUCAGUUUUGUCCAGUUUUAAAGUGCAGAAGUGCUUUGAAUGGAAUGAGCUGUCAGUUUCCUCAGUAUGAGUGAAAUAUGUAAGACUAGGAACAAGUUCAGAUGUAUAAACCUAUGUUUGGGUGUGAGGUGCCUCUUCUGGUUCAUUUUGUGUUUGACAUCAUUCUGUAAGAUAUUGGACUAAUGAGGGGUAGAAUGACAUGUUGUGCAUAAAAAUGUCAAAAUCCUCAAGCAGGGGAAAGACUUUUAGAGUUUUGGAAAUACACCUCAUCCAUGGACACCAAGUUUUUUAAAACUUACCAAUACAUGCAUAUACAUCAAUUUGCCAGAAAUUGGAAUAAAAAGGAAGAUAUCUUUUGGAAACACAGAAUGUUGUUGCGAUAGAUGUACAGCUCUGAAAAUUUGAUUCCAGUUAUUGUUUUAAAACAAUGAAAUUAAACAAUGCACAGGCAUGACUACUUAAUGUUUUCUGAUGGGAGAAAUCAUCUAUAUUUCCUUGUUCAGCUGCACUUAUUUCUUGAUUGAAUUUGUUCAGUAUAAGCUCGUCCUUGUGCAAAAUUUAAAUAAAUAUUUCUCUUACCUUCUGA
Molecule: messenger RNA, 3705 nt
Organism: Anolis sagrei ordinatus
Lineage: Eukaryota; Metazoa; Chordata; Lepidosauria; Squamata; Anolidae
Gene: NELL2
Product: neural EGFL like 2
Cellular component (GO): cytoplasm
Molecular function (GO): heparin binding; calcium ion binding; protein kinase C binding
Source: RefSeq, a predicted model, not a curated record